Molecule: messenger RNA, 3177 nt
Organism: Acanthosepion pharaonis
Lineage: Eukaryota; Metazoa; Mollusca; Cephalopoda; Sepiida; Sepiidae
Source: the annotation of a GenBank genome assembly
AUGAAAACUGACAAUAGUAGCGGUAGUGGAGAGUUCUUGUCGUGUCUGUGUCAGUACGCGCACAGCCAAGUUGCCUGGCUGAUUGGCGACUCUUUCACUUGCUCGUACUCUCAGCCGCUGGAUAGAACGGGGAACAAGCUGCAGUAUAAACACAUGUGUAUUCACAGACAGCCGCGCGGACAUGCAGAUAUGGAUCUAAGGAUCUUUCUUUUCUCUCUUUCAAACACACACACACACACACACACUGUCUCUCUAUACUUCUAUCGCACGUUCACUGUCUUUUGCACAAUUCCAAUAUUUUUACGCUCUCUUUAUUUGCAUUUUACUUUUAAUAAUCCGUCUUUUUCCACCUCUUCGAAUUCACCUCUCUCUUUACUAUCAUCUUUCUUAUUUUCUUUUUUAUUCUUCUUUUCAUUCUAUCGUUCGUUCUCGCCUUUUUUUUUUCUUAUUUUCUCUUUGUUUUUAAUCAAUUCUUCUUUUUCCCUCUUCGAAUUUACCUCGCCCUUUACUUUGCUAUCAUCUUUUUUUUUUCUUCUUUUCUUUCUAUUGUUCGUUCUCGCUUUCUUUUUUUUAUUCUACUUUUCCCCCUCUUCGAACGAAUUCACUUCUCUCUUUACUAUCAUCUUUUUUCUUUUUUUCUUCUUUUUUCUUUCUAUUGUUCGUUUCUUUCUUUUUUUUAUUCUACUUUUCCCCCCUCUUCGAAUUCACUUCUCUCUUUACUAUCAUCUUUUUUUUCUUUUUCUUCUUCUUUUCUUUCCAUUGUUCGUUCUCGCUUUCUUUUUUUUUAGUCAGUUCUACUUUUCCCCCCUCUUCGAACGAAUUCACUUCUCUCUUUACUAUCAUCUUUUUUUUCUUUUUCUUCUUCUUUUCUUUCUAUUGUUCGUUCUCGCUUUCUUUUUUUUAGUCAGUUCUACUUUUCCCCCCUCUUCGAACGAAUUCACUUCUCUCUUUACUAUCAUCUUUUUUUUUUUUUCUUCUUCUUUUCUUUCUAUUGUUCGUUCUCGCUUUCUUUUUUUUAGUCAGUUCUACUUUUCCCCCCUCUUCGAACGAAUUCACUUCUCUCUUUACUAUCAUCUUUUUUUUUUUUUCUUCUUUUCUUUCUAUUGUUCGUUCUUUCUUUUUUUAUCAGUUCUUUUUCCCCCUCUUCGAAUUCACUUCUCUCUUUACUAUCAUCUUUUUUCUUUUCUUCUUCUUUUCUUUCCAUUGUUCGUUCUCGCUUUCUUUUUUUUUAGUCAGUUUCUUUUCCCCCUCUUCGAACGAAUUCACUUUCUCUUUACUAUCAUCUUUUUUCUUUUCUUCUUCUUUUCUUUCUAUUGUUCGUUCUCGCUUUCUUUUUUUUAUUCAGUUCUACUUUUCCCCCCUCUUCGAACGAAUUCACUUCUCUCUUUACUAUCAUCUUUUUUUCUUUUUCUUCUUCUUUUCUUUCUAUUGUUCGUUCUCGCUUUCUUUUUUUUAGUCAGUUCUACUUUUCCCCCCUCUUCGAACGAAUUCACUUCUCUCUUUACUAUCAUCUUUUUUUCUUUUUCUUCUUCUUUUCUUUCCAUUGUUCUUCUACUUUUCCCCCCCCUCUUCGAACGAAUUCACUUCUCUCUUUACUAUCAUCUUUUUUUCUUUUUUUUCUUCUUUUUUUUCCAUUGUUCGUUUCCUUUCUUUUUUUUAGUCAGUUCUACUUUUCCCCCCCCUCUUCGAACGAAUUCACUUCUCUCUUUACUAUCAUCUUUUUUUUUUUCUUCUUUUCUUUCCAUUUUCUACUUUUCCCCCUCUUCGAACGAAUUCACUUCUCUCUUUACUAUCAUCUUUUUUUCUUUUUCUUCUUCUUUUCUUUCCAUUGUUCUUCUACUUCCCCCCCUCUUCGAACGAAUUCACUUUUUCUCUUUACUAUCAUCUUUUUUUUUUUUCUUCUUCUUUUCUUUCCAUUGUUCGUUCUCUUUCUUUUUUUUAGUCAGUUCUACUUUUCCCCCUCUUCGAACGAAAUCACUUUCUCUCUUUACUAUCAUCUUUUUUUCUUUUUCUUCUUCUUUUCUUUCCAUUGUUCGUUCUCGCUUUCUUUUUUUUUAUUCUACUUUUCCCCCCUCUUCGAACGAAUUCACUUCUCUCUUUACUAUCAUCUUUUUUUUCUUUUUCUUCUUCUUUUCUUUUUCCAUUGUUCGUUCUCUUUUUUUUUUUUUAGUCAGUUCUAUUUCCCCCCCUCUUCGAACGAAUUCACUUCUCUCUUUAUUAUCAUCUUUUUUCUUUUUUCUUCUUCUUUUCUUUCCAUUGUUCGUUCUCGCUUUUUUUUUUUUUAGUCAGUUCUACUUUUCCCCCUCUUCGAACGAAUUCACUUUCUCUUUACUAUCAUCUUUUUUUUUUCUUUUUCCUUCUUUUCUUUCCAUUGUUCGUUCUCGCUUUUUUUUUUAUUCAGUUCUACUUUUCCCCCCUCUUCGAACGAAUUCACUUCUCUCUUUACUAUCAUCUUUUUUUUCUUGUUCUUCUUCUUUUCUUUCCAUUGUUCGUUCUCGCUUUUUUUUUUUAGUCAGUUCUACUUUUUCCCCCCUCUUCGAACGAAUUCACUUUCUCUUUACUAUCAUCUUUUUUCUUUUUCUUCUUCUUUUCUUUCCAUUUUCUACUUUUCCCCUCUUCAAACGAAUUCACUUCUCUCUUUACUAUCAUCUUUUUUUUUCUUUUCUUCUUCUUUUCUUUCCAUUGUUCGUUCUCGCUUUCUUUUUUUUAGUCAGUUCUACUUUUCCCCCUCUUCGAACGAAUUCACUUCUCUCUUUACUAUCAUCUUUUUUUUUUUUUUCUUCUUUUCUUUCCAUUGUUCUUCUACUUUUCCCCCUCUUCGAACGAAUUCACUUCUCUCUUUACUAUCAUCUUUUUUUUUUCUUUUUCUUCUUCUUUUCUUUCUAUUGUUCGUUCUUGCUUUCUUUUCUUAUUUUCUCUUUCUUUUUAAAUUAUUCUCCUUUUUCCUCUUUCUUCGAAUUCACUUCUCUCUUUACUUUCUUUUCCUCUUAUUUAUAUACAAGUAUUUUUUCAGGAUUUUUCUUUUUCUACUUUCAGAUCAAAUCUGUUGCAUCAAUCACUUUUACCACAGAAAAUACGCCAACACAUUUCGCCAAUGUUGCAACUUCUACAUUUGAUAACAACGAAAACCGAUGCCUUACUGAUUCUUCUUCUUUUAUGUGUCGUGUCCCUUCAUGA